Molecule: messenger RNA, 1286 nt
Organism: Chara braunii
Lineage: Eukaryota; Viridiplantae; Streptophyta; Charophyceae; Charales; Characeae
Source: the annotation of a GenBank genome assembly
AGGAGGUUGUGGUGGAGGAAGAGAUGACGAACGACGACGACGACUUUGAAGACGUCGACGAUGAACCACUUGAGAGGAAGGCGAGGGUUAGUUCCGCGGGGGGGGGUUAGAAUAAACGAGGGGGGGGAAGGGACACCGACCGCAUGGCGCGGCGGUGGCGUUGCCGCGGCCAACCAACCAGUCUUUGUCGACGUGGCACGUGACGUGGCAAGGAGGGACGUCGGUGGCCGCGCGAAGGAAGGGUCCGCCUCGCAUGAGACUGCGCAACGCGUGCUUGCGCCAGUGAAUCGCCCCCGAACCCCAGCUGCAGACGUGGCGGGGAGUUCCCAAGCAGCGGUUGAAGGUGGGACGUUGCGAUUUCCCGCGAUGGCGGCACGAGGCGGCACCGUGGCGGUCCCGGGAGUGGCGGUUGAACUCCCGAAGGGAGGAGAUGGCGCGGCAGCCGGGGAAGACGACGAGGCUCUAGUGCACAGGCUACACGGGCAACGAGCGGCGACACAUGCGAUGGAUGUCGCCGCCAAACUUUGGGAGGAUGACAACAGAUUCUGGAACGACACGCAGGGGAGCGCCAUAGUGAGGAUAAUCCAAGAAGCGCGCGCACGGCGACGAAUUGUUGCGGCAAGCUGUCCAUGUUGCACUUGUGGGAUGGACGUUGACGGCGGGGCAGGGCGCGGCGGUUUGACGACGGCGGAGAGGACGAUUGUUGCUGCGGUGGUUAAUGCCGUCCUCUUCCGCUGCCAGAUGGCGAGCAAUGACGCGAACUUCAAAGCGGCUUUUCGUGCACGGCGCAAGCUGUUGGCGCUUCCGACGACUGGGCAGUGCUUGGAUGUGGCUGCCAUUUCCGACGCGGUGCUGGAGGUCUGCUACGCGAUGGGGUGCGGGGGGUUUCCACGGGCGGCUCCACAGUGGUGGGUGAAGCGGCUAACGGGCGGCACGAGGGAGGAUCUGCGGCAAUGUGAUGACGCAAUGGAUGAUUACUUCAAGGAGAAGCUUCGAAUGUUGCCUCGUGGUGUCCGCGAGAUCGCGGAGACUCUUUCCCCACUCCUUCAACGUCGUGUGACGUUCUACAGGGUGCCUUUGCAGCCAGACCACAUCAUUGCCUAUGCACUGUACAGGUGGGCCACGGGGGAGACGUACGACAGCGGGACGUGUAGCUUCGGCAUCGGGAGGGCUUUCCGGCAUCACGGCGGUGCGUGACGUCACGGCGGCGUUGUUGACUGCUUACCCCAACAAGAUAUCAUGGCCCACAGGUUUGAAGAAGGUGGUCGUGUUGCGCGCCUUCCCGG